AAUUAUGACUGACGAAACUUGUACUUUUGAAUUUACAAACAAUGACUCUAAUCCUUGGUGGUUUCAUAUUUUUGUAAAGUCACCCGGACAUCAGAUUUCGUAUUUGCCCAUAUACAAACAGUUGAUCAAGGCUAAUUCCAUUGAUACACAUAUAUACUCUGGAAUUUUUCAAAUAGCUACUUCUAAAUAUGAAACCGCUGAUGAUAAAGAUCCAUUUGUAAACCAAAAACGUGUAGAUACUGAAUUCGGCACAAUUUGGGAAUUACGUGAUCAAGAUGGAAAACCGGAACUAAAUCAACUUCCAUCUGGAAGUGUAAAACCAAAUAUUCUGGUUAUUAAAAAUUCUUCAAGAGAUAAAGUGGCUCUUGGUUUAUUUACUAGCGAUGUUAUUGCCGUGAUAAAAAGUAACGUAUGGGUCGAUACACGCGCAGCCUUUGAAUUAUCUGAAACACCGACAUUCUUUGUUGGCAUUUCCGCAGAUGAAUCGACUAGUGGAAACAUGCUAAAAAACAAAAUCACUGUUAGAUUUGAUGGAGAACUUAACUAUGCUACGAUUACAUUAUCUCCACCUGUUGGCAAAAACCCCCCUCAACUUCAAGCUAAAUAUAGUUUCAAAAGCAGGAUGUAA
Messenger RNA from Ambispora gerdemannii, 628 nucleotides. Lineage: Eukaryota; Fungi; Glomeromycota; Glomeromycetes; Archaeosporales; Ambisporaceae. The record is from the annotation of a GenBank genome assembly.